Penicillium argentinense is the source of this 429-nucleotide messenger RNA. Its product is annotated as pyruvate decarboxylase. The record is from RefSeq and is a predicted model, not a curated record. Gene Ontology annotation, molecular function: thiamine pyrophosphate binding; carboxy-lyase activity. Bases 1 to 429 code for a protein of 142 amino acids. NCBI's taxonomy places the organism in Eukaryota, Fungi, Ascomycota, Eurotiomycetes, Eurotiales, Aspergillaceae. The transcript has a single exon.
AUGCUCGGGGCGGCACUAGCAAAGUCCAAGGUUGACAAGGAGAACCAUCGUUCGUUUCUGUUUGUUGGAGAAGGAAGUCUUCAAAUGAGCGUUCAAGAAAUUAAGACCAUGAUCAAAGAGAACCUAGACAUCAUAAUCUUCGUCGUUAACAAUGACGGAUGCACAAUUGAGCGUGCAAUUUAUGGAAGGAGGCAGGGCUAUAAUGAUGUCUCACUUUGGAGACAUAGAUAUGCACUCCAUUUCUUCGGUGUCGAUGAGAAGCUUGCAGCUGAAAGCAACUUCACCGCUAGGAUUUACGUUGAGCUUGAGACUGUGCUUUCCGACGAUCACAUUCAAAAUGGGAAGGUUCUGAAAAUGAUUGAAAUUUUCUUGAGCCGGGAAGAUGUGCAAGGAGCGCUCUUGGGCCUCUUGAACGCGCAGAUCGUAUAG